CGCCCGUCCCGCCGGGGCUGCCCGCGGAGGGACCGCACCCCGCGCCGCGGGACCUUGGCUUUGCCCUUCGCUCGGCAGGUGGCGGGGCCAGCGGAGAAGGAUGCGUGUCUUCCCGUGGGGAUUUUGGCUGCUGUGUGUCGCCUCCGCCCCGGCUCGCGGUGACAGCGGCAGCAAGGCGAGGAGCUGCGCCGAGGUCCGGCAGCUGUAUGGAGCCAAGGGCUUCAGCCUCAGCGGCGUGCCCCAGGCCGAGAUCUCCGGGGAGCACCUGCGAAUCUGCCCACAGGGCUACACCUGCUGUACCAGCGAGAUGGAGGAGAACUUUGCAAACAAAAGCCGAAGUGAAUUUGAAGCCAUGAUGAAAGAGGCUGGUCGCUCUGUGCAGGCCAUCCUAACAGCACAGCACAGGAGCUUUGACAGUUAUUUCCAGGAUUUGUUGAACAAGUCAGAGAAGGCCCUUCAUGAUGCCUUUCCAAGCCUGUACGGAGAGUUGUACACUCAGAACGCGAAGGUGUUCAAGGACUUGUACAGCGAGCUGCGCCGCUACUACCGCAGCUCCAACAUCAACCUGGAGGAGGCCCUCAACGAGUUCUGGACACGGCUGCUGGAGAGGCUCUUCAAGCUGCUGAACCCCCAGUACCACAUCACAGACGAGUACCUGGACUGCAUGGUCAAACACGCCGAGCAGCACAAGCCCUUCGGGGAGGUGCCCCGGGAGCUGAAGCUGAAGGCGACACGAGCCUUCAUCGCGGCGCGCUCCUACGCGCAGGGCUUCCUGGUGGGCAGCGACGUGGUCAGAAAGGUGUCCCAGGUGUCCCUCAGCCAGGAGUGCACCCGCGCCAUCAUGAAGCUGAUGUACUGCCCGCACUGCCGCGGCAUGGCCAGCGUGAGGCCCUGCAACAAUUACUGCCUGAACGUCGUCAAGGGCUGCCUGGCCAACCAGGCCGACCUCAGCACCGAGUGGAAGUACCUGAUGGAUUCCCUCAUGGGGGUGGCCGACCGCAUCGACGGGCCCUACAACGUGGACACUGUCAUAGGCACCAUCCACAUGAGAAUUGCUGAAGCCAUCUCCAACCUGCAGGAGAACAAGGAUUCCAUCACAAGCAAGGUGUUCCAAGGCUGUGGAAAUCCCAAAAUCAGCACAAAAGGCUCCAGUAGUGAGGACAAGAAGAGACGGGGGAAGGUGACAUUGGAGGCCAAGUCCUCUGCCCAGGCCCUGGAGAUGCUGGUUUUAGAUGCCAAAGGGAAUCUGACAGCUCUCAAGACAUACUGGAUCACCCUGCCCAGCAGCCUGUGCAGCAAAAAAGUAAUGGCCAGCUCAGCUUCAGAUGACAGAUGUUGGAAUGGGAUGACCAAGGGCAGUUACCUGCCCGAGGUGAUGGGGGAUGGCCUGGCUAACCAGAUUAACAACCCCGAGGUGGAGGUGGACAUCACCAAGCCGGACAUGACCAUCCGCCAGCAAAUCAUGCAGCUCAAGAUCAUGACAAACCGCCUGGGCAACGCCAACAUCGGCAACGAUGUGGACUUCCAGGACACCAGUGAUGACAUGAGUGGCUCCGGGAGCGGGGACAGCUGUCCUGAUGACGUCUGUGGCAAAAGACUUUCUAAGAGCCCCAGCACCAGGCAGCCAGAAACACACGCCAUUCCUAAGCAGUCCGGACACGGCGUCCAUGGGGCCAGCAGCAGAUCUUUGCCUUCUGCCUCCCUCCUCCUCCUCCUCCUGCUGCUCUGGGUGGCUGCCUCCGCCCCGCAGCACUUGUGGCGGUAACUCGCUGGCACAGCCAGGACACAGACUGCGGCUGAGGGCUUCACUUUGCCAAAACCAACCAACCAACAACCAACCAACCAAAGGACGUAUUUAAUUCACCUUGGCAAAAAAAAAAAGAAAAAAAGGAAAAAAAAAAGGAGGAGAAAAAGGUUUUCAGAAGGUUUCAGUUGUUUGCUAUUUCUGGCAGUGCUCGAGCUGUUUUCUUCUUUCUAGGUCUUUCCCCAAUGCUGGGCCCUUCUUUCCAUACCUCAUUGUUUUACUUUUGUUAUUGCCACAAACUGGCUCCUGGGGCUGGAGCCAGCCUCUGCAGAGAGCUCGGGGAGCCGGGCCGAGCCCUCGCGGGCAGCUGUGCUGCUGCUCGGUGGAAUAUGCAAUUGCCCCGCCCCUGGCCCGCCGGGAUCUCGGCACGGCCCGUGCUGCCUCAGGGGCUCGCUGGGCUCUUCCUCUGUGCUUCCUAGCUGGGCAGAGACGGCCCUUCACCUCCGGUGGGGUACACAGGAGCGUGAGCAGCUUUGCUGGGUCGAACUGAACGAGUUUGGCAGCGGCUGUUGGACCCAAAAAUGCAGAACUCGCUUUUCUUUGGAAAGGUCACAAGUGGGUUUCUUGACUAGAGCUCGUAGCUGAGGACAAUUUGAAAUGUAGGUUUCCUACAUCUACGUGACUGGGAAUGAGUGUUAGGGGUUGGGGUUUGGGUACUUUUUCUUUGCAUGCUAGUUGGAAAGCCAUUUUUUACCCAAGUAAGAAUGGUCCAAUUUGUACCUGCAGUGCAGUACCAUUGUGGGUAACAGAGAGAUGCAGAUGUGCACAGUGGGAUUCUCUGUGUGACAGACACUUGUGCUGCCUCCUCCUUCUCUGGCCCCAGCCAUAGACAGGAAUGCAGGUUUUUUCUUGGUAAUGAGAGAGACCAGGGACAUUUUACUCACUGGAGCUUUGGGACUGGUUGUGCCCCUUCAAGCAGCUGCCUUAGGGCAGAGAGGGGCUGCUGGGGACCACCAUGGGCCCUACCCAGGGCACUGGCUCGGGGGAAUGUGAGAAAAGGAAACAUUUUGUUUGGGAUUUCUUUUUACCUUUGGUGUUUGUUUCAGUUGUACUGUAGGUUUUGAAUGGAUUCCCACUUUCCCUGUUCCUUCCCCAUCAUCCAGUUCACCUUCCCUAGCCCCUGCAGGCACGGGCUGAGCCAGCAGGUCAGACACCCCUGGCAGCUCUGUUUGGGCUCAGGGGAGGGCCAGGCUCACCCUUUGCUCCCAUCCCACCACUCACAGCCUUUGGGUGAUGCUGCCCUAAGCCCAGAUUGCUCAGUGGGGCGGGCUCUGGGCCAGGUUUGAGACUGGGGCUGGUGGGUGAAGUCACAAAUGUCCUCCUGUAGCUGUAGGAGUGUCUGUGCUUGUUUAGGGCUGUGUGCUGGGGCUUCCAGAGGCUGCUGUGCCUGGUGGGCAGCAGGCCUGGGCUGGAGCCACGGGUGUAGCAGAGGCUGGAACAGCACAGUCCCUGUGGCUGCCUGGGCCAGCAGCACUCACAGCUCCAGACAGGUUUGUGCUGGGCUGAGAGGAGGGCACAGCUGGGCUGUCUCCUGCUUUUGCACAGCAUCUGAGCAUUUCUGCUCUGCCUUGCCAGAGGAGAUGUGCCUUUGGGCUGAGCAAACAUUUGGGGUUGGGGUUUGGCUGUAAUGGAGGUUUUUCCCCCUUUUCUAAGAAAAACCUCAAUUUUUAACAUUAGCAGUUCCUGAAGUGUGCAAUUUAGGGAAAAAUGAGGACAUGAGCAAGGUAAUGCUGAAAGCCAGUUCAUUCCCUGCCCUCCCUGGGGCACUGAGGGUGCCUCAGAAUGGGCAGAGCUUUUAGGCCAGCUCUGGCAGCCUCUCCAAGCCACAGUGACCAAUGUCACAUCCUUUCUGCCUUGGCCUCACCUCCCUGAAAGGCAAAAUCCCUGACCUGAUCUGGCUGGGUGUCAGAAAUGAACACUGGGUGCUGGACAAUGGCUGAAGGACAGACAGUGCCACUACACCCAUCAGAACCCUGCAGAGGAUCAAUGUAAGCAGUGGUUUUGUCUAGAUUUAUUUGCUGCUAGACAUAUGGCAAAUUCACAUGAUUUUGACUGCUCUAAAGAGUUCCUCUCUUUUCUUUUUAAAAUUUUAAAUCAGAAUUGCAAAUACAAAUUUAACCUUCAGUUCCAACAAUCCCCACAACCAAUUCUGCAGAAGCUUUAUAUCCAAAGGGGAAAAAAAAAAGCUGGGGGGGAGGGAGGAAAAAUUAAAACAUUGUAGUCUUAUUCUCAUCAAAACACAGCUGGGUUGGGGCUUUAACACCUGGAUGCUGAGGUCAAUGGGAGAAUGGGAGCUUGAAAGUCACUUCCAUUUCUGUGCAAUUACUUUUUGCUGUUUGCCUGUUAUCCUCAAGAGCUUCUUAUGGGCCCCUUCACAUUUUAAUGUGAAGCCAGGAAUUUACUGAUUAUCUAGUUAGUAUUUUAACAGUUUAAUAGCCCCAACUAGUGGUUCUGUUACAAGAUAAAAACCUGAUAGUGCAAAUUAAUAAGGCAAAGCCUCAAAGAAACUGUAAAAUCUGUUCUGCAGGGGAAACCCUUCCUGAAGCCUUCCCCUCUGAGCUGGGCUGAGCUGCCACUCCCCAUCCCUGGUGGCCCUGAGGGUGGCAGCUGCCACCUUGCACAGGCCAGGCCAGGUGA
Melospiza georgiana is the source of this 4441-nucleotide messenger RNA. RefSeq names its product glypican 1 (gene GPC1). The record is from RefSeq and is a predicted model, not a curated record. NCBI's taxonomy places the organism in Eukaryota, Metazoa, Chordata, Aves, Passeriformes, Passerellidae. Bases 101 to 1765 code for a protein of 554 amino acids. Gene Ontology annotation, cellular component: extracellular region; cell surface; synapse. Gene Ontology annotation, biological process: regulation of protein localization to membrane; cell migration; negative regulation of fibroblast growth factor receptor signaling pathway. Gene Ontology annotation, molecular function: fibroblast growth factor binding. The transcript is spliced from 9 exons.